AACUCGAUGCAAUAGCAAUCAAAAGUCACAGUUGACACUUUCAGCUUUACCAAGCAACAUCAAGUCACUUUUUAAAUCAUAUUCAAUAAGUUUGGAAAACUCAGCUCGACUUAACUCCAUUCCAUCAUGAAAUCCAUUAUCUUCGGUUUGGCUGUUUUCGUCUUGUUUGCAAUGGUAUAUCCAAGUGAAUCCACUUAUGGUUGGGGCUAUGGAGGUUAUGGUGGUUACGGAGGUUACGGAGGCUACGGUAUGUACAAAUAUUGGCCUUCUUAUUACAGUGGUUGGAACCACGGUUGGGGACAUGGCUGGGGAAAUGGUUGGGGCCAUGGAUAUCAUCGAUACAAGUAUGGCCACUACUACCCUUACUCAUCCUGGAAAUACUAUGAUUGGGAUGGUCUUUGGGAUGGAUAUUAUUACAAAAAAUGAAGUAAAUAAAUUGCUCUACCAGAUGUAAGAUUAAUCUACAUACACUGAUUUAUAUUUUUGAUACCUUUACAAAUAAAAUGUUGAUAUUAUGAUAAA
This is a messenger RNA of Tetranychus urticae (two-spotted spider mite), 522 nucleotides long. RefSeq lists its product as uncharacterized. Lineage: Eukaryota; Metazoa; Arthropoda; Arachnida; Trombidiformes; Tetranychidae. The record is from RefSeq and is a predicted model, not a curated record.